Penicillium vulpinum is the source of this 708-nucleotide messenger RNA. RefSeq names its product FAM210 family protein. Gene Ontology annotation, cellular component: mitochondrion. The coding region runs from base 1 to 708 and encodes 235 amino acids. Lineage: Eukaryota; Fungi; Ascomycota; Eurotiomycetes; Eurotiales; Aspergillaceae. The record is from RefSeq and is a predicted model, not a curated record. The transcript has 2 exons.
AUGUCCCUCCGCCCAACCCUCCUCACAAAAUGGAUCUCGCGCCCUACCGAGAUCCUCAAAACACCAAGCCUAGCUUCAUACCUCCGCCCCUCAGUCCGGCCCCUCGCGGCGCGCAGCACAAUCCUCGCACCGGGAACACAAGCUUCACAGCGAUGCCUGUCGACAAUGCGCUUCUCGACGCGCACCCGGCCGGGCCCGAGCGCGUUCCAGUUCAAGCAGCGCAGAUUCAAUUCCGGGUCGGCUGGCGGUAAGGGAUCUGGAACUGGAGCUGGGGCUUCGGAGAAGGCUUCGCUGUCGCAGCGGUUGAAGAAGCUUACGCGGGAGUAUGGAUGGGCUGCGUUGGGUGUGUAUCUUGGACUUUCCGCGCUGGAUUUCCCGUUCUGCUUUGCGGCUGUGCGGUUGCUUGGUGUUGAGCGCAUUGGACACUAUGAGCAUGUUGUUGUUGGGUUUGUUAAGGAUAAGCUCAAGGGCGUGUGGCCGCAGACUGGUGGGUCUGAGGCGGAGGAUGGGCAGGGACAACUUGCUCAAGCCGAGGAGCGGAACCAGGAAGAAGCUAGUAUCUGGACACAGUUGGUUUUCGCUUAUGCCAUCCACAAGAGCUUUGUGUUCAUUCGAGUGCCAUUGACAGCUGCUGUCACGCCGAAGGUUGUGAAGACGCUGCGUGGAUGGGGAUGGGAUAUUGGAAAGAGGAAGCCUAAGAGUACGUGA